AUGGACAAGAAAUUUGAUGGUUUAAUUGAUAAUGCGAUAGAAAAAUUUACUAUGAUUGGUGGUGAAAUUCAAGGUAUUCUUGUUUGUGAUAAAAAUGGAUUGCCAUUAGCAAAUAAAGAUGUUUCAAUAUCUCCUGGACCAAUAGCAUUAUUAGCUCAAUUUGCAGAAUCAUUAUCAGGUCGAAGAACGACUAUUUGUCUUGAACAUAAUGAAGCUCAGGUGCUUAUCCAACCAACGGACAAAACCGUUGUUGCUGUAUAUACGAAACAGGCAACAUAA
This is a messenger RNA of Rotaria sordida, 279 nucleotides long. NCBI's taxonomy places the organism in Eukaryota, Metazoa, Rotifera, Eurotatoria, Philodinida, Philodinidae. The record is from the annotation of a GenBank genome assembly.